AUAGUCUCUUGUAGCUGGAGACUCAUAGCUUCACUGUGAUACUUGUCUCUCAGGCUAAACUUUUAUUGGAAACUUACUUUUACCUCUCUUAACACAGCAAUAUAGGACAUAGUGCUGCAUAAUGGGGCUUCUUACCCUUCCUGUUUUUAUUUCAGUUAUGCUUUGUGUGGCGCAAGGAAGUCCCCAACUUCGAAGAGCGAAUGAUCGUCAAGGACAGUGCACCUACACAUUCACAGUUCCAAGUCCUAGGGAAGGAACCUGCACAGAACCUGGAGAAGCAAUGACAGCUAUUUGGGAACUACAACGUGAAAACUCUGCUGUCAAACAAGAUGCUGAUGCUUUGAAAAUUAGGCUGAGCUUAUUGGAGAAGGUGAUCAACAGGUUAUUGGGAGGUGAAGGAAUCGGACAAUCAACUUCUGCACCCCACUCUUUCACAGAUGCUCAGAUAGAACUGCAGAGGCUGAAGUUGGAAAAGGAUGAGUGGGAAAGUCAAAGGGGUAGUUUGGAGAUGGCUUAUUCAGACCUCCUGAAGGAGAAGUCUUCUUUGGAAGAAGAAAAACAGAGGCUAACUGAGAGGCUAGAAAAGGUGCAACAAAGGCAAUGUCCUCAAGUUGUCGAGACAUCUCGGAAUAGAGAUCAGCCAGUACCUUCAAAACAAGAACCCUCUGCAACAGGAAGUCGUGGAGUGGCAGCCAGAACAUCCUCAGUACAAAGCAGGGGUGGACCAUCUGAAUUGUCUCGCUGGGGAGCAGACGGGGUGGGGUACCAGGAGCUGAAAUCAGAGCUGACAGCACUUCCCGCUUCUAGAAUGUUACCAGAAAUUCACUCAGCAAGUCAAGGACCAGAGGACACGGGAACAGAUGGAUGUGGUGAACUUACAUGGCUUGGCGAACCCACUACUUACAGAAAGGCAGAUAAUAUAGCAGGGAAAUAUGGAGUUUGGAUGAAAGACCCUGAACCACCAUCUCCCUUUACCCUGGACACUAUUUGGAGAAUAAAUACUGUGGGGGCAGACAUACGUCAAGUUUUUGAGUAUGAAACUCUUGAUGGACUAGUAAAAGGCUAUCCUACCAAAGUAUAUGUUGUACCUCGUUCCAUGGAGAGCAAUGGGGCCGUGGUAUACAAGGGCUCUCUCUACUAUGUACGCAGAAAAUCUAGAAUAUUAGUAAAAUAUGAUUUCAAAACAGAAACGUUAGCAAUCCAGAAGGAACUUGUUAACGCUGGAUAUCAUGGUAAAUUCCCUUAUUCCUGGGGAGGCUAUACAGAUAUUGAUCUGGCAGUGGAUGAGAUGGGUUUGUGGGCGAUCUAUAGCACAGAGAAUACUAAAGGAUCUAUAGUUAUUUCACAGUUAGAUCCCAAAACUUUGGAAGCGAAGCAGAGCUGGAACACCACAAUUCGGAAGCAGUCAGUGGCUAAUGCUUUCAUGGUGUGUGGCACGCUGUACACGGUUGGGAGCUAUGCCUCUCCAACCACCACAAUCAAUUUUGCUUUUGAUACUCACACAGGUGUCCAGAAGCAAACUAGCAUCCCAUUUCAGAAUCUCUAUGGCUACACCAGUAUGGUGGAUUACAACCCUACUGAGAAAAAAAUUUAUGGCUGGGACAAUUAUAACAUGGUGGCCUAUGAUGUUAGGCUUUCCAAAAUGUGAGUAAACAUGAAGUGGAGAAUCAUAUUUGAAAAAGGCAGGGUGGGAUGACUGCAGGUUGGCAUGGGGUACAUUAGGAGGGAUGGGGGUUAGCUUUGCUGAAGAAAAAAAAAAAAAAGCCAAGAACUAAGAGGAACUACCUCUCACGCACGUCUCCCAAUAUUAUCUGUGCUUUAGCCACUGAAACAUGUUCUUCCUUGCAGUGAGGUACCAUAUACUGAAGCGUAAGUGGGGAACAAAUAAUGCUUUGUAAAGUUUGUGGCAUUAUGAUAUACAAUCAGAAGGCAGAACUUAGAGCAUAAUCAUGCUUGUAUUCGGAAUCUGAAAAGAUUUCCCCAUAGGCUAGUUAUGCCAACACAGUUUAUUGGAUACAUAUAGAGAACUGAAGGAACCGGCCACCAAGCAUAGUAUGUACUUCCAUGCAGCAGGUUUAAAUGGCAAAGUCUGUCCACUCUAAAUAAUUGCUGUGGGCAUCUUGUAUCAUCUUAUGAGUGAGUAGCACCAAAUCUUACCUCUUAUAAAUCAAUCCCUUUUAGUCAAAGGUACACAUUAUGUGAAGAUUGCCAAGUCACAAUCCUUCUUGGAAAGACAGAUUAGUAAAUAAGAAUGUGAGUCAACCCCAACAUCACUGGGAUAUCAUAACUAUCUCUGCAACUGUUAAUAGACGCUUGAAGGGGUUUUCCAAGUUCUAGAUAUUAAUAACCUAUCCUCAGGAUAGGUUAUAAUUAUCCAAUUGGUGAAGGUUCGACACCCCCUGCAGCCACCGAUGCUGGAUCUAGUACUUUCAAUGG
Messenger RNA from Bufo gargarizans (Asiatic toad), 2436 nucleotides. RefSeq names its product myocilin (gene MYOC). The transcript is spliced from 4 exons. Gene Ontology annotation, cellular component: Golgi apparatus. Bases 122 to 1648 code for a protein of 508 amino acids. The record is from RefSeq and is a predicted model, not a curated record. Gene Ontology annotation, biological process: signal transduction; osteoblast differentiation. Lineage: Eukaryota; Metazoa; Chordata; Amphibia; Anura; Bufonidae.